Molecule: messenger RNA, 1187 nt
Organism: Trichoderma reesei QM6a
Lineage: Eukaryota; Fungi; Ascomycota; Sordariomycetes; Hypocreales; Hypocreaceae
Exons: 2
Coding region: 81-986 (301 amino acids)
Molecular function (GO): GTPase activity
Source: RefSeq, a predicted model, not a curated record
CAGUCCAAUAUCGCACGCAACACCGGUCACACGUCCUCCGAGGGAUACAUGGUGUAUAAAUCAGCCAGCAGCUGCACACCAUGAGCAAGUUUGGCGCCAUGAUCAUGGGCCCCGCGGGGGCGGGCAAGUCCACCUUUUGCGCCGCCCUCAUCACCCACCUGCAGCUCAACCGCCGCUCGGCCUUUUACAUCAACCUCGACCCCGCCGCCGAGUCGUUUGAGCACCAGCCCGACCUCGACAUCAAGGAGCUCAUCUCCCUGCAAGAUGCCAUGGAGGAGCUGGGCUUGGGCCCCAACGGCGGCCUCAUCUACUGCUUCGAAUUCCUCAUGGAGAACCUGGACUGGCUGACCGAAGCCUUGGACUCGCUCACCGAGGAAUACCUCAUCAUCAUCGACAUGCCCGGCCAGAUCGAGCUGUACACGCACAUUCCCAUUCUGCCGAGGCUGGUCAAGUUCCUGACGCAGUCGGGCGCCCUCGACAUCCGCCUCGCCGCCGUCUACCUCCUCGAGGCCACCUUCGUCGUCGACAGGGCCAAGUAUUUCGCCGGCACGCUCAGCGCCAUGAGCGCCAUGCUCAUGCUCGAGAUCCCGCACAUCAACGUGCUGUCCAAGAUGGACCUGAUCAAGGAUCAGGUCAAGAAGAAGGAUUUGAAACGCUUCAUCACGCCCGACGUUGCGCUCUUGGACGACGAUCCCCUGGAGCGCAGCAGGAGGAUAACCGAGGGCCCCGAGGGGGAGGACGACGAGUCCGUCCCGCCCGACGAGAAGAGCCAGGUGAUGAAGGGCGCCAGCUUCCGCCGCCUCAACAGAGCCGUGGCCGGGCUGAUUGAGAGCUUUAGCAUGGUUAACUAUCUCCGGCUGGACGUGACCAACGAGGACAGCGUUGCGGGGAUCCUCAGCCACAUUGACGACUGUAUCCAGUAUCACGAGGCGCAGGAUCCAAAGGAGCCCGACGACGAGCGAGACUACGACGAAGAGGAGGACUAAAAGAGAGAGAAAGUAGGGUUCGGAAGAUUGGAGACAUUUCAUCUCUCGUCAACAAGAAAGUCCAAGGGGAAAAGGGACAACCAAGUGGUUGAAAAAAAGGAAAAAGACAGGCAUUGAAGGGAUUUAGUCGGUGGCUUUACUGGUUGGCAGGAAAAUGCAUAGCGACGGCGUUUUGGGUGGUUUGAAUACCUAGCAAGAAGG